Messenger RNA from Achroia grisella, 8978 nucleotides. It is a transcript of the gene unc-13, whose product is annotated as protein unc-13 homolog A. Gene Ontology annotation, biological process: synaptic vesicle maturation; dense core granule priming; neuromuscular junction development. The transcript is spliced from 27 exons. NCBI's taxonomy places the organism in Eukaryota, Metazoa, Arthropoda, Insecta, Lepidoptera, Pyralidae. The coding region runs from base 217 to 8475 and encodes 2752 amino acids. The record is from RefSeq and is a predicted model, not a curated record. Gene Ontology annotation, molecular function: diacylglycerol binding; calcium ion binding; calmodulin binding. Gene Ontology annotation, cellular component: synaptic vesicle membrane; neuromuscular junction; plasma membrane.
UGUUAAAUUAUCAAUUUCAUUCCGUCGAAGUACAAAGUAUACAUAGUAAAGUGACGAAAUUUUAAAUAGAUAUAAAUAAAGUGAACUCAACAAAUGAUAAUGUGGUGAAAGAAACAGUGAUAAAAUGGUUUUAGUAAGAACUUUAAAUACAGGACCGUUUCGUGUGAGAAGUGUGAAACAUAAAACGAUAUGGGAUGACUCAUAGUGAAAAAUAUUAUGUGCAACCCACAAUCCGAUCAGAAGAUGAUGCGAGAAAUUCACGACAAUGCUGGGGCAGGCGCAAGCGGCGCGAUGGAGGAAAGCGAGGGCGGAGGGAGUGGGGCUGCAGAGGUCGAUAUGGACGAGUGCAGUUCCCUCGCGUUGCCUCCUGACCUGCCCCCCUAUUCCGGCGACUACAUCAUCAGCGAUUACAUGGAACGCCUGGGUACACGACUUAACAUUCUUGAAACCGAGCUGAAAUAUGCUUGGCGGGCGCUCGAUCUUCUAAGUCAGGAGUAUGUUAGAAUGUGGGAAAGACUAGAACGCUUGGAGGCACUGCUUGCAGAUCAACAGGGUGUUAUAUCAACAUUACUAGACUUUUAUACAUGUCGAACUGUUACAUCUAGAGAUCCAAUGACUCGCCUUGAAGUAAUCAGAGAAAUAUUAGGCAAUGGUACUGUUGAGGAUGGUAUCGAAGAAGGUUUGGAUAUAGGACGAAGUUCUGUUCUGAUUGAUCCACAGGAAGAAAUAAUGGAGUCAAAUGAAGCAUUUUAUAAGAGUUUAAAUCAAGCUUAUAGGGAUGAUCUAGUUUGUGAUGAAACCUCAAGACCACCAUCUCAACUAGAUAUGAUUUGGGAAGCUCCAGAAGAAACUGAUAUCGAAAUUGUACCUUCUAAUUCGAGACAAAUAUACAGUGCAACUGAUUAUAAAGAUUAUUGUGGUAUGCAAGGAGGUCCUGGCAUUAGCGAAAGAGAUUUAGUACAUUUGUCUACAUUAAGUACAAUAGAUCAAAUUACUGUAGAUAAAUUACAUGAAUUAGAUAGGUUGACAACACAAUUACACAAAGAUUCGAGAGAGCUAAAAGACUUGAAAACCAGACUUCUUAGUCCAGAAACAAAAAUUGCAUCAAAACAUGACAGAGAUAUAGAAGCAAAAACUCUUGUAGAAGACGGAAAUAUUAUUAACGAACAAUUAAAAAGUGUUUAUUCCGGGGGAGAAAACUGGGGUAUAAAUGAUAUGAUGAAAAGUUUUGACGAUUUUAUGUUGACAAUGCCAAAAGAUUCUGUUGUUAGAGAUAAAUCUCCAUCUAGAUUAUCUCUAACAGAAAAUACAGCAACAGAAAGAACAAUGGACUAUUUACCACCAACUCUAUCCCCUCGUCGAAAAUUCGUUCCAGAAAGAACAACCACAGAACCAUAUACUACAGUCACAGGUCGUUUAGCAUAUAGUUCAGCAGUGGCAAAUGCUGAAAUCAAUGCAGCUAAAGCUUCUAAAUCUCCGAGUGCAAUUUCCAGAGAUCGAUUUGAAUACAGUUCAACUUAUCAGGUUGCAGAUAGUAGACAAAGCUAUUACAGCAAUAAAAGUAUGUCACAACAAUUAAAUGAUAUUUAUAAAACAGAUGCCGAGCAACUCUCUCCUUUGUCCGUUCAUGAAAUUUAUAAUGGAUCUACCAGCAACAGUCGACUCGAAAUUAACUAUGAGGAAAAUAGAUUACAUAAAUCUCCUAGUCCUCCGCCACCAGCGCCGCCUAAUGGAGAUGAAAAAUUUUCCGUCGAAAAUAACAGCGAAACAAUAACUAGUCAUCACUCUAUGCUUUCAACUGUUCCAGCUGAUAAUAUUCGUUUAAGUCCGAGAUCGCCCAAAUCACCAAAAUCCUCACCUAAACAUAUUAAAAGAGAUACUACUAACAUUGUGGCUGCUAAAUCUGAUUCAGGGUUAUCAUCAAUGAGUGGAUGGUCGAGUCUUGAAAAAAGUCCUGGAUCACCAAAAAUGGGACGAAUUACUCAUGGAAGUCACGAUUCUCAUAAGAUAAGAAACUCCUCUCCACAAUCAAUACAAAGAUUGUCCUAUGAAAUUGACUCUAAACCAUAUUUAGAAACCCUAGUGGACUCAUACGUUUACGACGGAAAAAAUGUAAAAAAUGACUAUAGUUUACGUAAAAUGGAUUUACCCAAAGAUGUGUGUAGUUCCAGAGACUUGAGCAUUUUGCAGGAAAAAAUUGAUAGUGCUUUUUUAAAAAAUGAUAUACCGUAUUCCAUUUCUGGUCAAAGUACACAAGUCAGUAAUAUGAGUGAGUAUUAUUAUGGAAAUGAAGCACCAUCAAUCUAUUCUGUGGCAGGUAAUAGACAGCCAAUUUUUACUACUGUUUAUAGUACACCAAGGGGUAUGUUAUCUGAAGAUAGAAAUUUUUCCGAAUUAUUAGAUAGAAAUGAAAUUACUGAAUCUGCUGUAAGGCCAGCAGUAGAUUCAUAUCCUCCAGAGCCUAGUUAUCAUGCGCAAACUGUUGUAAUGUCUGCAGCAAAUGCCAACAAAAGAUCUCUUACAAGAGUAAAUACAAUGGGUCCAAAUGAUCCCAGUUUUUAUCAAAAUGGAUAUAAGUCGUCUGGACAUCGUACGGGUUAUCCGCCAAGUAAUCUAACAGAUGCUUUAUCUUAUUAUCCCACAUCGACUAGAUAUGAUUCACCGAAACAAACCUCAAUAGAAGAUCAACUAUCUUGGCAAGGAGGGAGUAGAUCACCCACGAGUUCAAUGGAGACUUCCAGUUUGAAAUCACAUUCUUUAAAUAUAUCCGAAAGAAAACAAUUUCAAAAUCAAUUGCAACAAGAAUACUUCAAACAACAACAAUACGACCAACGAAAUGGUAAUAUUAUGUAUGAAAAUCAAGGAUAUGAUAAGCAGAUAAUUACAGAUCAUUCCAAAGCCAGAAAGGAGCAAUAUGUAGAUUCGAGUGGUAUAUUAGUAUCAGAAUCGGGAUAUUUAUCUAUAUCUACAAAUUUAAAAAGUAAACCUCUAGAAAAACAACCAAAAAAGCCAAAGAGAACAUCUUCUCUUAAGUCAGCAAUGUCUUCUGUAAGUCAUUGGUUACCAGAUUUACAUCUACCGAAAAAACAUAGAUCACAUUCCUUACCAUCGGGAGUUGAUACGGUAGAACAGCCUCAACAAGAAAAGUCAUUAAAAGAAAGAAUAUUAUCAGCUCAAAGAAGAAAGAAGAAAUAUCAUUUAGUGGCAUCAAUGUCUGGAUUAUUACAGAAAGCUAGACGAAAAAACCAAGCUAGUCAUCAAUCAUUAUCAGACCCUGAGACAUCAGAAACAGAAUGGUCUGGAGGUCGAUCAAGUGCUCAGUCAGAGGACAGUGAUAGUGUAUUUUCUGACUCAGCUCAUGAAAAUAAUAUGUUUGCUAAAGUAGCCACAAAGUCUAAACAAAGAAAGCUUAACAAUCAAGAUAUUGUUGAACAACAGCAAAUGAUACAAGAAUUACAGCAACAUGGACUUGAUUAUCAUGAUGAUAGUGAAUGUAUAGUGGAAGAAAAUGAAAAAAUACCUAUUACUAAUGUUAUACCACGCGACAAAAGUGAUGAUAUAGAUUUCCAUUUUGCUCGAGUUAGUCAAAUGAAUAAAAACAAUAUAUCAGAACUAGAAAAGUUAGAUAUUGAUACUGAUAUAUCUAAUGUUGAUUUGUUUGAAGAAGAAGAAAAAGAAGAUAAUCAAUCACCUGCAUCACUUUUUGCUACUGUAGGAGAUGUAAAAAAGGCAGCAGGUACUUCAGAUGAAGGACUCAGCGAACUUAAUAAAUCUUACAGUGGAAGUUCGCAAGAGUUUGCAGUUUCUCGGGCACUGGGAAAGUAUAGACUACGGAAAUCAACAUCAAUUUCAGACGAACAUAUGGCUGAUAAUAUUUCACCACCAAAACCGGAAACAGACUCUCAAGAAGAGAUAACUGACGAAUACAUGAAUCAAAAAGAAAAAAGAAUACGAAAAAAAAGUACACCUGAAAUAAUAAGUACUACAGUAUCAGAAGAUACCCCUACUUACCCAGAAAGAAGCCCAUCAAUCCAAAGUACUCGUGGAAUUCCAAACAAAUUUCAACCACGUCAUCAACAAAGUUUAGAAAUUCCAAAUAAACACGAUGAUGAUGACAGUAAAAGUACUCAUUCCUGGCGUAGUGGGUCUAGAGUAUCUUCAAGAAGACAAAGUACUGAAGACAGCAUUGAUUCUGAAGAUGAAUGGUACUGCUAUGAGUUAAGAAAGUUAGAAGAAAUGGAACAUCAAUCUCAAUUGGAUAUUGAUAGACAACAAACAUUAGCUGAAGAACCGGAAUUUGAAGAAGAACUAUUAGAAGAAGAAAAUGAGAGUUUAAAAGAGAAAAUGUCUUUCGUUUUAAGAGAAUUAAAAUUAAAAACUGCAUCUGUUAAGGUAAAAUAUGAUGAAACUCCAAUUAAAGAAACUUGGAAAGAUAUUACAACCUUUCCAGUUAUCGAGGAAAAACGAGAUGAAGAUGUAAUCUCUGAUAGAGGAUCAGAUGAUGACAAAUCAUUCGCUGAUUCUGGUUCAGGAGAGACAUCUGGGCCAGACAGCCCUGUACAAAGUGGUGACGAGUACGAUGACGAUUAUGAUAUGCCUCAAAUUCACGAAGAACCUGUAGCAGUUCAACGACCGCCGCCACAACAGGAUGCUCCAGCUGGAAGCAAGUGGAAGUUAUUGAAGGCAUUAAAAGAUAGAAAAGCUGAAGAAAAGACUUCAGAGACGCCUGCAGCUACAACGCCCUCGACUGAUAAGGACAAAAAUGGCUCCGGAGGAUUUAAUGACCAAGGUGGCCGCGGAAAUGGACACCCCGGAGACAACCCAUUCUACAGCAAUAUCGACAGUAUGCCAGAUAUUCGACCAAGAAGGAAAUCCAUACCUCUUGUUUCUGAGCUUACCAUGGCUGCCACAAAAAGGAAUGCAGGUUUGACAUCCGCUGUCCACCGGGCAACAUUAAACGAUGAAGAAUUGAAAAUGCACGUGUACAAGAAAACAUUGCAAGCCCUAAUUUAUCCAAUUUCUUCGACGACCCCACAUAACUUCGUAUUGUGGACGGCAACUUCCCCUACCUACUGUUACGAGUGCGAAGGUCUUUUAUGGGGUAUAGCCAGACAGGGGGUCAGGUGUACAGAAUGCGGGGUCAAAUGUCAUGAGAAAUGCAAAGAUUUGCUUAACGCCGACUGCCUACAGAGGGCUGCUGAGAAGUCAUCCAAACAUGGAGCCGAAGAUAAAGCCAACUCUAUUAUUACUGCUAUGAAGGAAAGGAUGAAGCAACGGGAACGGGAUAAACCAGAAAUCUUUGAACUCAUCAGACGCGUGUUCAGCAUCGAAGGAGAGGGCCAUGGAGCACACAUGAGCACCGUGAAGCAAUCAGUCCUCGAUGGUACAUCGAAAUGGAGCGCCAAAAUCGCCAUUACAGUUAUUUGUGCUCAGGGUUUGAUCGCCAAGGACAAGAGUGGAACAUCCGACCCAUACGUCACUGUUCAAGUAAGCAAAGUAAAGAAAAGAACAAGAACUAUGCCGCAAGAGUUGAAUCCUGUGUGGAAUGAAAAAUUUUACUUUGAAUGCCACAAUUCUUCAGACCGCAUCAAAGUAAGAGUAUGGGACGAAGAUAACGACCUGAAAUCGAAGCUUCGACAGAAAUUAACGAGAGAAUCUGACGAUUUUUUGGGACAAACCAUCAUUGAGGUUCGAACUUUGUCUGGCGAGAUGGACGUGUGGUACAACUUGGAGAAGAGGACGGACAAGUCAGCUGUGUCCGGGGCGAUUCGUCUGCACAUAAAUGUCGAGAUCAAGGGUGAAGAGAAGGUGGCACCAUACCACGUUCAGUACACCUGCCUUCACGAGAACCUGUUCCAUUAUUUAUGCGAAGAGAAUGGUGGGGCGGUAACUCUACCCGCGGCUAGAGGUGAUGAUGCCUGGAAAGUGUAUUUCAACGAGAACCCGGAGGAGAUAGUAGACGAGUUCGCAAUGAGAUAUGGCAUUGAAGCCAUUUAUCAAGCCAUGACACAUUUUCAUUGCUUGUCUACGAAAUACCUAUGCGCGGGCGUACCAGCUGUAAUGUCUACGUUAUUAGCUAAUAUCAACGCAUACUACGCUCAUACCACUGCUUCAUCCGCUGUUUCAGCUUCUGACAGAUUCGCUGCAUCCAACUUUGGGAAAGAGAAAUUCGUCAAACUACUGGAUCAGCUGCAUAACUCUCUGCGCAUCGAUCUGUCGAUGUACAGAAAUAACUUCCCUGCUUCCAGCGCUGAGAAGCUCAUGGACCUCAAGUCUACUGUAGACCUACUGACUAGCAUAACUUUCUUCAGAAUGAAGGUCCAAGAGCUUAGCAGCCCACCCCGUGCCAGCACGGUAGUCAAAGACUGCGUGAAGGCUUGCCUUAGAUCAACAUAUCAGUUUCUAUUUGAAAAUUGUUAUGAGCUGUAUAACAGAGAGUUCCAGGUGGAUCCCAACGAGGCCAAGCGCGACCCAUCUGAUCACGGGCCACAGUUGGACUCGGUGGACUUCUGGCACAAACUCAUUGCCCUCAUCGUAUCUGUGAUAGAGGAGGAUAGGAACAGUUAUGCUCCCGUCCUCAAUCAAUUUCCCCAGGAAUUGAAUAUUGGACAGUUGUCAGCCGCAACGAUGUGGUCACUAUUUGCGGUGGAUAUGAAAUAUGCAUUAGAGGAACAUGAACAGCACCGACUGUGCAAGUCUUCCGCUUAUAUGAACUUACAUUUCAAGGUUAAAUGGCUUCAUACGAACUACGUGAAAGAUGUGCCGCCGUACUGCGGAGCGGUACCAGAAUACCCGGCGUGGUUUGAACCCUUCGUGAUGCAGUGGCUCAACGAAAAUGAUGACGUAUCGCUUGAGUAUCUCAAUGGAGCUUUCAAUAGAGAUAAGCGAGAUGGGUUCCAAAAAUCCAGUGAACACGCACUCUUCAGUAAUUCGGUUGUGGAUGUCUUUACGCAACUUACACAGUGUUUCGACGUGGUCUCCAAGUUGGAGUGUCCAGAUCCUGAGAUCUGGAAACGGUAUAUGAAGAGAUUCGCGAAAACCAUUGUGAAAGUUCUGGUGGCAUAUGCUGAUAUUGUGAAGAAGGAAUUCCCUGAACAUUUGAAAGAAGAGAGAGUGGCUUGUAUCCUGAUGAAUAAUAUCCAACAACUUCGUGUACAAUUGGAGAAGAUGUUUGAAGCAAUGGGAGGGCCUAAGUUGGAGCGUGAUGCAGCCGAUAUUUUGAAUGACCUACAGCAAAGUCUGAACAGCACGCUUGAUGAACUCGCCUGCAUGUUUGCAAAUAGCCUGGAGACUCGCAUCACUGCAAGUGUGAAAGAACUGGGCGAGCUCCUGCAAAAGGUUGGAGGUGGCGGUGCCCCUGGUGCUCCACAGCCACCUGCACACCACGAAGCUGACGAAGUACUGCGACCACUCAUGGAUAUAUUGGACGGUUCAUUGACAAUGUACGCCGAGUCCUGCGAAAAGACUGUUCUCAAACGACUGCUCAAGGAAUUAUGGAAGAUCGUUAUGAAGAUUCUAGAGAAAACUGUUGUGCUUCCACCUAUGACUGAUAAAACGAUGAUGCUUAAGAAUUUAACUAACAACGCAAAGAAUUUGGCGGCGAAUGCGAAGAUUGAAGACAUGACGCAAUUGUUUAAGAGCACAGUCGGUAAACAGGAUGUCAAGCAUGCACUCUCCGGGGUUAUGGAUAUAUCUAAAGAGCAUCUGUCUGCUGAGAAGAGUUUAACACCAAAACAAUGUGCUGUAUUAGACGCAGCUUUGGACACCAUCAAGCAAUAUUUCCAUGCAGGUGGCAACGGUCUCAAGAAGACCUUUCUGGAAAAGAGCCCGGAACUACAAUCAUUACGAUAUGCUCUCAGUCUGUAUACACAGACUACUGACACACUUAUCCGGACAUUUGUCACCAGUCAGCAGAAUCAAGACGCAGCGGUUGCAGAAGAAGGCAGCGUGUCUCUGCAGGUUGAUCUGUUCACACAUCCUGGUACUGGAGAACAUAAGAUCACUGUGAAAGUGGUAGCAGCAAACGAUCUCAAAUGGGUUAUAGCGAGUGGAAUGUUCCGUCCGUUCAUAGAAGUGAAUCUCAUUGGGCCCCAUCUAGCCGAUAAGAAGAGGAAGUUUGCGACCAAGUCCAAGAGCAACAAUUGGAGUCCCAAGUUUAACGAAACCUUUCACUUUAUGGUGAGCGCGACGGAACAGUUGGAGUUGUUCGAGCUACACGUGUGCGUGCGAGACUACUGCUUCGCACGCGAAGAUCGACUUGUUGGUGUCGCUGUUAUGCGCCUCGCAGAUAUCGCUGAACAGGGUUCAUGCGCAUGCUGGCUUCCAUUAGGCACUCGCGUCAAAAUGGAUGAGACCGGAUGGACCAUCCUCAGAAUACUUUCGCAGAGGCACAGCGACGAAGUAGCUCGGGAAUUCGUGAAGCUCAAAUCCGAAAUGCGAGCGGAAGCACCGACCGGAGGCCAGGGACCUUCGUGAACCCUCUAAAUACCAACCCUUCGAAACAAACCGUGGCAACUUGGUGACUGAGACUGGAUCUAACGAGGUCUAUAAAGUCUUUCACAUUUCCAGGCGAGCCUUCGAUAGAACAGUGCGAGCAAGAUGGACAUACACGGCGCUGCGCGUCAGAAUGAGACGACUAUAUACGAACAAGCCCCGGCGCUCCGGCGGUACCCGGUCAGUGCUCGUUCGUUUCAUUUCGUACAGUCUCGUUUGCGAGACGUUUUGUAAAUAAAUUACGGUGUUAAGUUACGCGGAUAAUAGAAUAUUUUGCACAAAUUCGUAAACAUUAGCUGAAAAGACUGACCGUAGGCGGCCGCGGGCGCCGCGAGUGCCACCCUCGUUUAGGUACUCAGAUAUUUAUCGCGAACUUGAUUUUAAUCACAUCUCGAUAUAUCACCCUCCAUGUAAUCGAAUUAUUUAAAAUUUCAUAUAAUUGUUCUAUUACGAAUAAUAAUCAAAUUAUACUAAGUUGCAGAAUA